AUGUUGAGAAACAGUGGAUUGGUAAAUCAGAAAUUGACACCUUUCAAGUCUCUCACCACUCACAGAUUAUUGACGAAUUCACAAGUGGUGCUCUCAACCAUCAAAGUACAGAGUAGACCAUCAGCAUUGAAACAAGCACACACAAAUACGAUGUCACAAUUAGACGGUAAUUUCGAUGGGUUGUUCGCCAAGAUCGACGAAUUGAAGCCCCGCUUCAUCGACCGCCUCGCCAAGGCCGUGGCCAUUCCUGCAGUUUCUGCAGACGAAAGUCUCAGACCUAUGGUUGUGAAAAAAGCUCAUUUCCUCAGAGAUGAACUGGAAAAGCUCGGAUUUCAGGACAUUCAGUUGAAGGACCUUGGAGUCCAACCUCCCCCAGUGGAAAACCCAAAACUGCCACUGCCUCCAGUGGUGCUUGCUCGCUACGGCAAUGACCCAGCCAAGAAAACUGUGUUGGUUUACGGGCACUAUGACGUCCAGCCAGCCGCUUUGGAGGAUGGAUGGCUUUCCGAACCCUUCACGUUGGUGAUCGACGAGGAAAAACAACUUAUGCGCGCUAGAGGGUCUUCCGACGACACCGGGCCAUUGAACGGAUGGCUCAACGUUGUGGAGGCGCACCGCGAACUAGGCCUGGAGCUGCCAGUCAACCUUGUGGGGUGUUUUGAAGGUAUGGAGGAGUCUGGGUCCAUCGGGCUGGACCAGCUCAUUGCCGAAGAAGCCGACAAAUAUUUCAAAGGUGUCGAUACCGUUUGUAUCUCGGACAACUAUUGGCUGGGUACCAAAAAGCCCGUGUUGACGUACGGUUUGAGAGGCUGCAACUACUACCAAAUCAUCGUGGAGGGCCCCGGUGCCGAUUUGCACUCCGGUAUGUUCGGCGGUGUGGUUGCCGAACCUAUGAUUGAUUUGGUGAAGAUCUUUAGCUCUUUGGUGGACUCCCAGGGCCGUAUCUUGAUAAAGGGUAUCGCUGAGAUGGUUGCUCCUGUGACAGAAAAGGAAAAGGAACUGUACGAAAAGAUUGAUUUCUCCGUCGAAGAGAUGAAUGCUGCUUCCGGGUCCCAAACCUGCUUGUAUGACAACAAGCCUGAGAUUCUUAUGCACAGAUGGAGAUUCCCAUCUUUGUCUAUCCACGGUGUCGAGGGUGCGUUUUCAACCCAAGGUGCCAAAACCGUGAUCCCAUCUCGCGUUGUCGGUAAAUUUUCUAUCAGAACAGUGCCCAACAUUGAGUCGGCCAAGCUUGACAAGCUUGUCAUCGAUCACUGUAACGAGGUCUUUAAAUCUUUGGGCUCCCCCAACAGUAUGAAAGCCGAGUUGAUUCAUGACGGCGACUACUGGGUCUCAGACCCUUUCAAUGCGUCUUUCACUGCCGCUGCUGAGGCUACUAAAGCUGUUCAUGGAGUGGAGCCCGAUUUCACCAGAGAAGGUGGCUCCAUUCCUAUCACACUUACUUUCCAAACUCAACUCAAGAGUAAUGUGUUGUUGCUUCCCAUGGGCAGAGGUGAUGAUGGCGCUCACUCCAUUAACGAAAAGCUGGAUAUCAGCAACUACGUUCAAGGUAUGAAGACCAUGGCCGCCUACUUACACUACUAUGGCGCCUCGGAAGAGAAAUGA
Lachancea dasiensis is the source of this 1605-nucleotide messenger RNA. NCBI's taxonomy places the organism in Eukaryota, Fungi, Ascomycota, Saccharomycetes, Saccharomycetales, Saccharomycetaceae. The record is from the annotation of a GenBank genome assembly.